AUUUUUGCGAGUUCCUCACAAGUGAUAACACAAAUACAUCUUAGGAUAUUUUCGUCUCAGAAAUAAAACUACACUCAUCUGAGACGAACGUAGGUUAACAAAUUCAAAAAUGCGUUUAAUUCUCAUUUUCGGUGUUUUCAUUCUACUUUAUUGCAAUGUGUGUUCUCCGAAAAAAACUGUCGUUUUUAUGUUUGAUAAAAGAAAUUGGACUUCAUACGAGCAGGCUUGUCUACACACAAGAGUACGAAAUCUGCGUUCCAGAUGUGUUCAAAAUGGUUUUAAUUUCGAGUUCAAGCCAAUGUCUCCCUACUGUGGAUCUCCCAUCGACAAUACCUCGAAUUCCACAAUAUCCAAAAACGAUUUCAGCAUCGAAGACGAAUCAACGUUGAAAAAUCUUAAGACACAAUUAGAACUUGCUCCAUCGUAUUCUGUAAUCUAUGUCGUCACAAAUGUGACCACGCCCAGCGAUAAUACGUCCAUGGACGAUAUUUUGGAAGAAAUACAAAUCAAAAGAACACAGGUCAACUUUCUCAUCGGAACAGAGUUGCCUUCCUAUGAUCACGGAACCGACUCCCUCAAAAAGUAUGCAUUGAUUACGUCUAUCAGCAACGGUUACAUAAUGGGUCCAGAACCAGAAUCGUUUCAAUUCAAUGAGUCCCACUUCACAGAUUCCAUGUAUCUGAGGUUAACUUCUCUUCCUCUGGAAGUAACCUUCCCAGCAGUCGUACGCAAAGAUAACAAAACAUAUUGUGCAGACAUGAAUUCAUUAUCAAAUAAAGACAGAAUUGAUGAUGAACGUUCGAAUUUAGGCUUGUAUGAAACGAAUGCUGACAUGCCUAGAAUAAGCCAAAUCAACUGGGAAAUGGCAGUGACGCCUUUGACACACACUAUCGAGAAUUGCGACGACUUUUUCUACAAAAGAAUCAAUACGUUGGAGUUCUCUGAUGUGGCUGUAACCGGAUUUACCGAAAAAUAUUUCGACUACGAUUAUGGGUUUUCUACCGAAGAGAUUCGUUAUUUAAACGAAACUUAUAAACGACCCAUACACGUAAAUUCAUCAGGAAAACCAAACAAGCUUUAUGUAUCCUUUGUUGACAAAAACGCCGAAUAUAAAUUUCAUCAAUUCGAGAUACUAUUUGUGAAUGGGAGUUCUUACGGAGAAAAGAUCCCUCUGCAGCCGAUUCCAGGAACGAAUUUAUCCACCGGAUCAUUUUCACCGCCAAUUGGAUACUUUUUCAUACAAGUAACGAUUAAUGCGACAGACAGAGUAGUUAAUCGAUUAUCAUCCACUGCAAUGAGCGCUGCGGAAGGAUUCGGAGAAAAACAUCGUAAUCCAAUUUUCGAAUACAAACCAAUAUUCAGAAGCCAGGAAGUAUUGCCCACGCCUACUUCAAAAGAUAACACCUUCGGUGAUUACAUCAACCUAUAUUUUGAAGAAAUCGUGUUUUCCGCUGGUGUUGUCGUGCUCGUAUUGGGCUUAUGUUGUGUUAUAUUUAUACUACUUAAAUAUCGCAAGCCCCAUAAAAAAACACAGAAACGAUCAGAUCUCGAAAAAGCUCAUCAUCGAGCGGACCCAGACGAACUUGAAAAUCUAGUUGAGCACCAGCAAUUUGAACUGAAGCCUAAAAAACACUCCUCCUCUGAUUUUAAAUGAAUUUUAACGAAAUUCUUUCUUCAUAAAUGUUGACUUAUAUCAACUCAAAAAAGAAUUAUCUGCGCCAAACCCCCCCCCCCCAAAAUGAGAAAUCCCCACAUCAAACAGAAAACUAAGUGUCGAGAUUACCUAUAAUCUGAUGUUUCCACAACUCUGACUAAAAUACGGUGGAUUUUAGGAGGUACUACCUACUUCGGAGUCUGCACAGCAAUUUGAAAUCAUUACAUAAAUUUAACUACAUUUAUAUGGAAACUUGCUGGUAGAGUAAUUGGCUCAAAAAUAAAGGAAAUAAAAAUUUAGAGCAUGACAUUCCUGACGAAUACUCUGUACCCAACUACCUAUUCGAUUUUCUACCGGAGAUUUCGAUUUUAUGAUAUUUAAGUGGAUAAAAAUCAAGAAACUCAAUUUCAUCGAACCGUUCGCUAUUUUGGAACCUAGGUGCAGGUUUUCGAGAACAAGUACAAAAAUGUUGAUUUUUAGUUUUCAAGUAUUUUAAGAAUUUGAUCGUUUAUAUUUUUAAUAACAUGACAUGAAUGAUGAAUGAGAAUAAAUUUGCAGACCACUGCAAAAAUGUG
Planococcus citri (citrus mealybug) is the source of this 2229-nucleotide messenger RNA. RefSeq lists its product as uncharacterized. The record is from RefSeq and is a predicted model, not a curated record. Lineage: Eukaryota; Metazoa; Arthropoda; Insecta; Hemiptera; Pseudococcidae. The transcript is spliced from 8 exons. The coding region runs from base 110 to 1654 and encodes 514 amino acids.